AUGAUUAAGCAUCAGUCUGGUGUUGAAGUGACACAUGCUGUCAUGGUAGUUCCCAGUUCUAGUCUCAUUAUGACUAAUGAUGACAAGCCAUCAGCAGUAAUAAGAGACCCCAAACAGCAGGCUCGUGCACAGUGUGUGGCUGCACAGAUCAGCCAUGCAGCUGGAAACCCAAGACUGAGUGAUAAGUACCAGUUCCCAUCUUUCCUUCGCACCAUGCCAAGUCUGCAUUCUCUAACCUUAGCCAUUGCAGAAUUUAUAAAGCACUUUGGAUGGACCUGGGUAGGCAUUAUUUAUGCAGAUAAUGAUUUCACCAUACAAGGAAGUGAACAGCUGAGAGCAGAAUUACUCAUAUCACAUGCCUGUGUGGCAUUUUUUGAAAUCAUUCCAGUAAACCCACAAAAAAGUAGAAUAAUUUCCCUUGUGGAGACCAUCAUAGCUUCAUCUGCAGCUGCAAUUAUGACUUUUGCCUAUAGCCCAGAGGUAACACUUAUCAUGGAGGAACUGGCAGCACGUAAUAAAACUGAAAAGGCCUGGUUAGCAACAAUUUGGGUAGAAGACGCUCUUUUUUCACAGAGGAAUCUCUGGCCAAUACUAAAUGGUGUAAUAGGAUUUACACAGCCAGCUGGCUCUAUGCCAGGUUUUAAGGAGUUCCUUUACAAUAUUCACCCACUUAAAUAUCCAGAUUUUAUUUAUAUAAAGCAAUUCUGGGCUUCUGUUUUUAACUGUUCAUGGGCGAAUAAUUUAAUUACUGAAAAUACAUCAAAUGAAGGAGGAUCUGCUGAAUUCAGUUUCUGCACUGGAAAAGAGAAAUUAGAAACACUUGAAGAAAGUAUUUACCCUGUUAAUAACUUCAGAAAUCCUUACACUAUGUUUAAUGCAGUGUUCUCCUUAGCUUAUGCUCUACAAAACUUACAGUCAUGCAGACAUGGAGAAGGACCAUUCUGUAAUAAAACAUGUGCAGACAGAAAACAUUUUGAGCCAUGGCAGCUUCUACAUUAUCUUAAGAGUGUUCGAUUCAGAGACAAGAAUGCGCAGGAAGUGUAUUUUGAUGAAAAUGGUGAUUCACCAGCAUUGUGUGACAUUACUAAUUGGCAACUAAUUUCAGAAGAUUCCUUAAGGUAUGUCAAAGUUGGCACAUAUCAAAAACCAGACAUUGGAAAUAGUAUGUUCACCGUAAAUCAAAGUGCUAUCAUGUGGAAUGGAGGAUAUACUCAGACUCCUCGAUCUGAUUGUAGUAGAAGUUGUACACCAGGGAACCGCAAAGCUCCAAUUCAGGGAAUGCCUAUCUGUUGUUAUGACUGUGUGCCUUGUUCUGAUGGGGAAAUUGCAAACCAAACUGAUGCCACUAACUGCAUAAAGUGUCCAGAAGACUCUUGGUCAAAUGAGAGAAAGGAAAUCUGUAUUCUAAAGCAAGUUGAGUUCCUGUCCUUUGAAGAUUCCUUGGGAUCAGUACUGACUGCCUUCUCUAUUGCAUUCGCCAUCAUACCUGCAUGCAUUCUGUGGAUAUUUAUUAAAUAUCGGGACACUCCAGUAGUGAAGGCAAACAACUGUAAUCUCAGCUACUUCCUCCUCAUAGCACUCAUUAUGUGCUUCCUCUGCUCCUUAAUAUUCAUUGGAAAACCUAAUGAUAUAAGCUGCUUAUUAAGGCAAUCUGUAUUUGGUGUAAUAUUUUCUGUCUGCAUCUCUUCAAUUCUAGCAAAAACAAUUACUGUGUUUAUUGCAUUCAGCAUGAGAAGGCCAGGAGGAUACCAGCAGAACUGGCUUGGAACUAAAGCACCAGUUUUUAUUGGCCUUUGUUGUACCACUCUACAGGUCAUGAUUUGUACUGUUUGGCUUGUACUUUUACCACCUUUCCAAGAGAAAAACAUGAAUCUAUACAAGGAUAAAAUAAUAAUUGCAUGUAAUGAAGGGUCAGGCAUGAUAUUUUAUUGUAUGCUGGCAUAUCUUGGGAUUUUGGCAAGCGUAUGCUUCAUCAUUGCUUUCUUGGUACGAAAAUUACCAGACAGAUAUAAUGAAGCAAAAUUUAUCACAUUCAGCAUGUUAAUAUUUGUUAGUGUUUGGCUCACUUUUGUACCAGCAAACCUAAGUACCAAAGGAAAAUAUGUGGUUGUUGUUGAAAUAUUUGCCAUCUUGUCUUCAGGAUUUGGACUUCUAAGCUGUAUUUUCUUCCCAAAAUGCUAUAUUAUCAUAUUAAGACCAGAGUUAAACACUAAAGAAUCUGCAACAAGGAGCUCACACUAA
Molecule: messenger RNA, 2241 nt
Organism: Protopterus annectens (West African lungfish)
Lineage: Eukaryota; Metazoa; Chordata; Ceratodontiformes; Protopteridae
Product: extracellular calcium-sensing receptor-like
Exons: 5
Coding region: 1-2241 (746 amino acids)
Biological process (GO): G protein-coupled receptor signaling pathway
Cellular component (GO): membrane
Molecular function (GO): G protein-coupled receptor activity
Source: RefSeq, a predicted model, not a curated record